This is a messenger RNA of Trichechus manatus latirostris (Florida manatee), 4627 nucleotides long. RefSeq names its product suppression of tumorigenicity 7 like (gene ST7L). Bases 16 to 1737 code for a protein of 573 amino acids. The transcript has 15 exons. Lineage: Eukaryota; Metazoa; Chordata; Mammalia; Sirenia; Trichechidae. The record is from RefSeq and is a predicted model, not a curated record. Gene Ontology annotation, molecular function: protein binding.
UGCGGAAGCAGCAAGAUGGCGGACUGUGACGGCCUGAGUGAAGCAGGGACUGCUGCAGCAUCUCCUCCCGCACCAGCUCCGGGCCUGAGCCCGCCGCUGGGCUGGAGGGAGCGGCUGCGGGCCGGGCUGGCGGGGACUGGGGCCUCGCUGUGGUUCGUGGCGGGGCUGGGUGUGCUUUACGCUCUGAGGGUCCCGCUGAGGCUGUGUGAGAACUUGGCAGCGGUGACAGUAUUUUUAAAUUCCUUGACACCCAAAUUCUAUGUGGCACUUACAGGGACAUCAUCUUUGAUAUCAGGACUAAUAUUUAUAUUUGAAUGGUGGUACUUCCAUAAGCAUGGCACAUCUUUUAUUGAGCAAGUAUCUGUAAGCCAUUUGCGGCCACUGAUGGGAGGAACAGAGAGCAGCAUUUCAGAGCCAGGUUCUUCUUCCAGCAACAGCGAAAGUGAAACCAGCAGACAGAAUUUGUCAGAAUGCAAGGUAUGGAGAAACCCUCUAAACCUUUUCAGAGGAGCAGAAUAUAGGAGAUACACUUGGGUGACUGGUAAAGAGCCACUUACAUACUAUGACAUGAACUUGUCAGCUCAGGACCAUCAGACCUUUUUCACUUGUGACACCGACUUUUUACGCCCUUCAGACACAGUUAUGCAGAAGGCAUGGAGGGAAAGAAAUCCUCCAGCUCGAAUCAAAGCAGCCUAUCAAGCUUUAGAAUUAAACAAUGACUGUGCCACUGCAUACGUUCUACUGGCUGAGGAAGAAGCAACAACUAUUUUAGAUGCUGAGAGGUUAUUUAAACAGGCACUCAAGGCAGGAGAAACAAUUUAUAGGCGGUCACAGCAGUGCCAGCACCAGAGUCCUCAGCAUGAAGCACAACUGAGAAGAGAUACCAAUGUACUAGUAUAUAUUAAAAGAAGAUUGGCAAUGUGUGCAAGAAAAUUAGGAAGAAUAAAAGAAGCAGUAAAAAUAAUGAGAGAUUUGAUGAAAGAAUUUCCUCCUCUUACCAUGUUGAACAUCCAUGAAAAUCUCCUAGAAUCACUUUUAGAACUACAGGCCUAUGCAGAUGUUCAGGCAGUUCUAGCAAAAUAUGAUGAUAUAAGCCUUCCAAAGUCAGCAGCUAUCUGUUAUACAGCAGCACUGUUGAAGACAAGGACUGUUUCAGAUAAAUUCUCUCCAGAAACAGCAUCCAGAAGAGGGUUAAGCACAGCAGAAAUUAACGCCGUGGAAGCAAUUCACAGAGCUGUGGAGUUUAACCCUCAUGUUCCAAAAGUAUACAACUUACUGACAGCAAUUACAUUGACUGGCUGUGCAACACUACUUUACUUACUAGAGAUGAAAAGUCUAAUUUUACCUCCAGAACACAUUCUGAAACGGGGCGAUAGUGAAGCAAUUGCCUAUGCUUUCUUUCAUCUUCAGCACUGGAAGCGAAUAGAGGGUGCUCUUAAUCUGUUACAGUGCACCUGGGAAGGCACUUUUAGAAUGAUUCCCUACCCUUUAGAGAAAGGCCAUCUAUUUUACCCCUACCCUAGCUGCACUGAGACUGCUGAUAGAGAGCUAUUACCUACCUUUCAUCAUGUUUCUGUUUACCCAAAGAAGGAGCUUCCUUUUUUCAUCCAUUUCACAGCAGGACUGUGUUCUUCUACAGCAAUGAUAGCCCUUCUCACACACCAAUUUCCUGAAAUCAUGGGUGUUUUUGCUAAAGCUGUAAGUAUGAUCUCAAGGACUUGUAUAGAAUAUUUGUAAAACACACAAGAAACCAUCUCUGAUCUGUCUGUAGCGUAAACCAGUUAAAUGGUGGGAGAUAUUUGUUAAGUAAAUUACAGGAAUUGUUUUAUAAAGUUGCUGCCAUAAAUGUAUCAAACAUAAGUUUUUGGUAAUUUGAGUUAUACUUCUGUUGCUUAAAAGUUUCAAGAAUACAGUGCUAUAACAUUAUACAUUUGUCUUUGUAGAGGAGUUUUGGUGGUAAACAUAGCACUUGUUACUAGCUAAAGAAUAAUCCAACUCUUUUUACCAUUAAUGUAUUUUCUUUGACUUUCUUUAAAAAGUUCUGUAUUUUAUAAACAAACCUUUUGAUUUUUCCAUUUAAAUCAAAUCAUAACUUCUAAGGAUUUGCAGAACUUUAAAUUCAAGAGUGCACCUAGGAUAGAGAAUAAAUAGGUAAGAUGGUACAUUUGCCCUGGGUAUGGAAUGUGCCUGUUUACUCAAAGGAUUUCCCUGUUAUUAUAUCUGCAUAUUCUUAUUGACUUUCCCCCACCUUGGGUGUAGAACCAUUAUAGACCUUUGCUUUCAUUUUCACUCUUUGGUUUAAACUGCUUCCCCAUUUCCUGACCCAGGAAGUAGUUGAGGACUGAUAUUAGAGAGGGUAUCCCAUGAUUAUUUACUCAUCUACAGAAACUUAUUAAUUAAUGUACACUGGCUCAAAGUAAAAUCACCAAAGAUAAUUCCCUUUUAGUCUUGAAGCCUUUUAAAAAAUGUAUCUUUCUUGCACAUAUUUCCAUUUUUACCAGGUUAAAAUCCACAGAGAAAAAUGCUGAUUUAUUAUAUUUCCAAAUAUAAAAGCACUAAGAUCCAUAGGAAAAAAUAUAGCCCUUACGUGGUAAUGUAUUUUCUAUAUUUUUCUCUAUAUGCCUCCAUUCUAGCUCCCUGCUUCCUCACAAUUCUUUUUCCUGUCUUAAGGCCCACUCACGGGACAAUUUAUUUUGUGCCUUAAAGAUUAGUUCGUUCUUCUGGCAUCAGUGGUAAGAGCACUGGUUUCCCUUUUCCCUGGAGAGCACCUGGAUAAUGUGUUAAGUUGCCACUGGCUGUAGGCCUAAGAGUCUGAGACUGCAGUUGAUUCUGGGGCAAGCUUCUGAAGAAUGACUUUCCACUGUUGUUCAGGGAGUAUAGAUAUUUGGGUUGGGAACUGACUUCUAUUUCCUUUCAGUGUAAAAAAUUUAAUGAUCACACCAUAACUCUGUUGUUUGCAAUGGUGAUGACUGGGGAGUGCACCACAAACUGAAACGUCCUUACUGUGUAAUCUGGCAUGGGGAACAAAUGGGCUAGAAAGGGAAUCUCAUCCAUUUAACAGCUGGAAAAAAAUGUGUAACUAUGUAUUUGAGAUUACAGGGAAACAGUGAAAGAGAUGGUUCUUGGAUUUCUCUCAGGGUAGCAGAAUGGGAACGAGGUGAAAUAAAGCAAAGAGGUCUAGAAUCUGGAAUAGGUUGUAGCAAUCGUUAGUAGUGGAUUUCCAUGAAGUACUGCCUAAAAUUAAUGUGGAGUGUACUCGCUCUGUGCACUAUCCAUCAGUGUUCGUAUAUAGGGCCUGCCUUUGCCUAAGAGAUCAUUAACGACAGCCUUUAACAUUAGAACAGCCUUUAACAUUAGAUAGCACUCUUCUAGCAGAGUCUGAGAAUGAAUAAUACCACAUUUUAAAGUGGAAGCUUCUUUUUUAGAUCAAAGUUAUUAAUUUACUGUCAUUCUAGUUGAUGAAUAAUAAACAGGUAAUUUAUUCACUAUCUUUUGAUAUUUGUAUAGUUGGUGGUGAGCCUGACUGUGAACUUUUACAGCUAUAUUUUAUCUGUGUGGCCUUUACAUGUGCAUUUUAAAUGCCUAAAAGCUAAGUUUUCAUUGAAAGUACCUGCAGACUGAUAAUUGGUGUGCAUCAGUUCCAAGGGUAGGCUCUAUUUAAGAGUUAAUGGAAAGUGAUUAUGGCAUGGGCAGUCUCCAGCUUAUAAACACAAUGUAUAAAUGCCUCUGCAUACAGACAUAUUGACAGCAAGGGAGCUAGAUGCUCAAAUUCUACUUCUUCACCACUUAAAGUGUGGUCUGUGGGCUAGGAGCAUCACCAUCAGCCAGGAGCUUGUUAGAAAUACAGAAUCUCGGGUACCACUCCAGACCUCCUGAAUCAGAAUCUGCAUUUUAACAAGGUUCUCAGAUGAUCCUAUACACACAUUUAAAGCUUGAGAAGCCCUGCUCUCCUCUAUCCCCAGUUUGAGGAAUUUAGAACACCUGGAUAGUGCCCAUCUUAUGAAGGUGGAAAAGGGGUAGCAUUGCAGAGUGGUUAUGGGCAUAGACUCAGGAACCACACUGCUUUGCUUUGAACUCAGCCCUGACACUUACUGGCUGUGCAACCUUGGGUAAGUUACUUAAUCUUUUCUACCCCUCAUUGUAAAAUGAGAAUAGUACUACCUCAUUAGUUUUUGUGGGGGUUAAAUGAAUUUGAAAUAUGUCAAGUGUUUAGACUGUGUCUGCCCAUAAUAAGUACUAGAUGAGUGUUAGAUGUUGUUGUCACUGCCAUCAUAGUCAUCAUCAUCGUCCUCACCAAAGUGCAGCUACAGUGGGAAGCCCACCCCUUCAUAUUUGGAGCAAAUAUGUCCUAAGAGUAAACUCAAAAAUGCAUUUUCCCAUAGAAAUUAUAGUAUAAAUGGUGAUUAGCUGACAUUUAAAUGAUACUAUUAGAACUAUACUUCUGAUGCAUUAUGCAUUAUGUGAACCAUAGAAAGGGGAAAUAUUUCAAGUUCUAGGCACUGGCAGACUGCCUUAUAGAACAGAACCUAUUGGUAACUUGCAAACUACCUAUGUUAGAAUUUUCAACUGAGUCAGGUAUUUGAUGACCAAGUAAACUAGAAAGCAAUGAAGAAUCUUCUAUUUAGUA